AUGGCCAUUCCUCUUCCUGGCCCUCCCCCUCCCAGCCUUGGUUCAAUGAAAACUUUAUUGAACUGGGUGUGCAAUGUAAACUGGUACAGGCAUGAAUCGAACUGGAAUUCGGAUUUAUUCAUGUCUGUCUCCCAGCAUGCUUGUGUCACCUCCCAAUUGAAUCGCCCGUGUGUGCUUGCUGUCGCUCACUCCAUGCCCUCUAAUGUCAUUUCCUCACUUAUGCAUCCCCAAACCAUCUCACGCGCAUACAGGUCUCUUUCUCACAAUAGCCUGACGGGCUCCAUUCCCAGUGACAUAUUCUCUCUUCGUCAGCUCACUUAUCUGUAUGAAGCACCUCGUUAUAGUCUGGUUUCAAUUACGCAGAACGAGUGUUGA
Molecule: messenger RNA, 375 nt
Organism: Closterium sp. Yama58-4
Lineage: Eukaryota; Viridiplantae; Streptophyta; Zygnematophyceae; Desmidiales; Closteriaceae
Source: the annotation of a GenBank genome assembly